Pecten maximus is the source of this 2309-nucleotide messenger RNA. RefSeq lists its product as uncharacterized. The transcript is spliced from 2 exons. NCBI's taxonomy places the organism in Eukaryota, Metazoa, Mollusca, Bivalvia, Pectinida, Pectinidae. Bases 58 to 546 code for a protein of 162 amino acids. The record is from RefSeq and is a predicted model, not a curated record.
AUUUUACGUGAUUUUGGAUGAAACGCAACGCACCUCGCUGCAGACGGUAUUUUUGAGAUGGAUGUAUUUGGAUUUAACGUUUCUCUGACCAACGCAAUAACUAUUGUGUUGACAGUGAUAGUACUUUUAGUUUCAUCUGUUUAUACUUUGAGAAACAUCAUUCGGAUAUGGAGGAAAGGUCAGAUCAAUCCGCAGACAACAGACGCGAUGCAAGGAAAGGAAGAUAGGCCUGACGCGGAUGUCGCCUCAGCAGCUCAGACAGAUGCCAUUAACGAAAAUCCAGUGACGAAAACAGGAGCAGUCAAUUUGGAUGACAUAGAUCCUGUAGAGUAUUGUGAACAUAUUCAGAGUGAAGUGAAGAAAGCCAAACAACGAGUAACAAACAAGAAGAUUGUGGAGGAACUGACACCUGAACAAGUUCACGAGGAACGCGAGAUUCAGCAACAGCAACUUCAAAAUAUUUACAAACUAAUGCAGGCACAGAAUGAAAAGUUUGGUGUCAACAGCCUUGACGAAGUCCAACAACAAAUGAAGUUGUAUGCAUAAAUACCAUGCUUCAUUUGUAAUUAAUUAUUCCACUUAGAUUUUGUUAUCAAUGUUAAUGUUAUUGUGUUUUGCAUUUUAAACAACAUGCCGUCCUUAUUGUCAGUUAUGGUGAGAAAAUUUAAUGUGUUGUAAAUACAUGUACAAAUGAAUUGUGUUACUUGUGAUUUUGUUAAAUCAUAAUGAUGAAUAGGAAAUCCGGAUCCAAUAUUGACCAGGACUUCAAAGGUCUACUGUCAUACAAUUUUCCCGGAAUGUAAACCAAAAUUGAUCAAAGGGUAUUACAUAUGAUGAUUGUUACAUAAUUUUGUAAUAAUACCAUUGAGAUUAAAGUUCUAUAUAUAUUGAUAAUUAUACAAUGAUGCACAGGUAUACUUCUGAUAUAUAAAGUAUCACUUUUAUAAAAUUAUGUUUUAAUGAAAUAUAUUGAACAAAUUACACAAAGAAGCACAAAAAUAUAUUUUAAUCCGAUUCCUGACAUCAACAAUUUUUGACCUAAAUUGGAUAAACAGGCUUUAGUAUACUAUACAUUUAUUUAUACAUAGAUUAGAUGAUUGUAUUUGAAAUUUUGUCAAAUGUGAACAAAUUUAUUACCGGGUAUAUAGCAAAAUCUUAGAAGUUCAUAUAUGUUUUUAAUCUUUCAUCAAUAUUUCCCAAGGGUACAAUGUAUUCCCAUUCAUUCUGUACAAACUUUGUCACAAAACAUACCAUACAAAGCAAGAUUUGUUACCAGGUAGUGCAUUCCAGAAAUAUUGAUAAUUCUGUAUUUCUGUACUAAAAAUUGUGUUGUUUGAUUAUCACCUAUAGGUACUUCUGGCAGGGGCUAUGUUUGUACAGUGUCCAUCAAUUUGUUAACUAUACCAGUGAUUUAUGGCAUUGUUCACCAACGUUGGCUCAUUUUUGUCACCUGUUAUAGUUAUAAUCUAAUUUGGAUUGUAAUUUCUUCUGGGCACAAACAGUUAUUUUAUUUUGUAUGCAAAUACCUCUUGGGAUGUCAUACAAUGGCAGUGUAGCAAACUGAAAUCAGGUCUAAUGUCCCACUGUUUUAAUAGCAGGGAUAUUAAUCCUUUGUUUAUUUUUGAUAUAAGUGGAGAUAGCUCAUAAAUAAUGCCUUAACUUGUUGUAUAUGUUUAAGAUGUAAAUAAACUAAAUAUGUUUAUCUGUAUAUUUUUUAACAUUCAUCCUGGUUUGAAUCAGAAAAGUCUAUUUUGCAUCAAGGCUUUAAUGCUCGCUCCUCAUGUGGUUAAAAAAAUAAGGUUACAGGUACAUUAUGUUCAUUUUCAAAUAUUUAAUUGUACAUAUUAGAUUUCUGGUGAAUCAUGUUUAAAUUAGAACUGGGUUUUAUAUAUAAGGAAAAAAAAACAAAAACCAAGAAGGAUUCUGACUGAAGAAGCAGAAGAGGACAGAAAGGCCUUGUGAAAUGUUUUGUUUCGUUUUUCUUUUAUCUGUCCUUUGCAAGAACUUUACUUCAUUCAAUUUAUAUAUAACAGACUGCAAUAAUGUGAAAUUCAACACUUUAUUUUCUAAAUUACAUUGUUAUGUUUACAUAUAUGUACAAUGUUUUUCAAUGGUUAGUGUGAAAACAAUUUAGAUCCAUGUAUAAAAUUAUUUCAUCUAAUUCAUCAUUAGUCAAGAUAAUCACCUUACAAAGAACAAAUACAAAAAAUGUAUCAUAUUUUAAGUAAAUUAGAACACUGUAUAUUCCUGUGUUAAGUACAUCACGUUACUGGUAAAUGGAAAUUGCAAUAGGUAGGUGCAAUAGCAAA